AGCCGGAGCCAGAGCCACAGCCCGAGCUGAGGCGGGAGCUCUCCGGGCCGGGCCGGGGGCCAGGGCAGCGAUGUGGGGCGGCUCGGUGGCAGCGGUGCCGCGGUGGUGCCGGGCUCUGCACAGCUCCGCAGCCCUGGGCGGCUCCAGGAACAUGCUGCGGAAAAUGUUCCGCAAGAAGAAAAAGAAGUUCUGGUAUGACAGCCCUACCCUGGGAUCACAAAUGCUGUAUAAACCAACCAACUUGGACUUUUUAAUAAAAAAUGACUUGACACAAACAAGGAAAGAAGGUAACAUGCGCUGCAGAGUCUUAAAUGGUCUUAUUCAUAAAGCUGUGUUAGAGAUGGCGACUACCUGUGAAGUCAGUCAAGAAUUUUAUGAUCUCAAGCUGGAAAUCUGCAAGGUGUCCCUGUCAUCCAACUUUUCAGCGUGUCGUGUGUACUGGAACCCUGCUUCCACUAUGGAGAAGGAAAGUUAUGUUGAAAAUGUGCUGCGAAAGAGCGCGCCACGUAUACGGUAUCUUCUGAAAAGCCAGCAGAUUGUAGGAAAUGUACCCCCAGUGGUAUUUAUAAAAGACAAGGAAGCUGCAGCUGUAAAAGAGGUCGAGGAUUUACUGGCAAUUGCUGAUUUUGGACCUCCAGAAGAAGUAGAACCAUCUCAGAAUGAUUCAAGUAAACUCUUCCCUUCAACAACUCAAUCUUCAGAUUCACCCAUGCGAUCUAAUCUGUUUGGUAUUGAUCAUGAACUGCUGAAUAAACAGAUAAUGGACUAUAAAAAAAUGAAAGCGUCCAGGCAUAUAGAAAACAUUGCCUGGACAGAGAAGCAGCAGCAGCAGCACCAGCAGCAGCUUUCUAAGAUUCAAAAGAAAAUGAAAAAGAAAAAAGCAAGGAAUCCUCCUGACGAUGACGACCUAAUGCCACAGAAACACUUACUGGAUGGAUACGAAGCUGAUUACUGGGAUGAUAACACUGAAUCAGCCUCAGACUAUGAGCUGCAGGAUGAAUUGCAGGAAGAGGUGAAUGAAUUGGAGGUGGAUGAUGACAAAACUUUACAACAGUCUACUGGUAAACUGAAAUAAAGUGAAAAGGUCACUCUAAAAUGAAGGCUGCCAAUAACAAAAAAAAAAAGACUGCUAUAGCUACUGAAAGAUUUAUUUUGUACAUGUUUACCACUUCCUCAUUCAAACUUAUAGAUUUGCCACAUAUGAGAAGGUUUGCUAGCACAAAGUAUGUAAGAAAAACUGCCAUUAGUGACAUUCUGUUAAGCAGCUUUCAAGCUGCUGCAGUUGAAGGGACUUUCAACCAGAGAGCAGUUUUGUAAUGAUAAAAUAUACCUAUUGCAGCACUGAGUUAAAACUUCUUGCAGUUGUGUUAUUUCCAAUAGAAUUAUGAUUUCUAUAUUGCAAUAUUUCUUUUAAUUAUUAUCUUUUUAGUGACCUGUAUAAAAGUUACCACUAAGUGAUGGUGCCUAUUAAUCUGAUAUCAGGAAGGAGGAAGGAAACAAAAUAAUGACAAUUGUGUUCAGCUUCAUCACACAGAGAUGAGGACAGGGUCUUCUCUAAAGGACCAGUCUAGGGGAACAUUUUCUGCAAGAGGCUGAAACUCCUUGAAAUGAUGGCCAAUAAAGUUACAACGCUGGAAGAAAAUAAAUUCAUAGUUGUACAAGGGGAACUGCAAUCAGAAAAAAAUGGAAAACUGCUCAUCCAUGGGGUAAAAUCAGACAAAAUAUUGACUGUGACUUAGAAAAUGUAUUAACAACUUGAAAAGCAGAGAAAGAGCAGCAGGGAAGAAUGUCCCCGAAACUGUGAUUUGAAAAUGAAUAGGGAAUCAUAUAAAAAGUAAUAAAGCUUUCUGACUCAAAGCACAUAAAAAAAUA
Molecule: messenger RNA, 1872 nt
Organism: Poecile atricapillus (Black-capped chickadee)
Lineage: Eukaryota; Metazoa; Chordata; Aves; Passeriformes; Paridae
Gene: RBFA
Product: ribosome binding factor A
Exons: 7
Coding region: 71-1075 (334 amino acids)
Biological process (GO): rRNA processing
Source: RefSeq, a predicted model, not a curated record